Molecule: messenger RNA, 1491 nt
Organism: Aspergillus niger
Lineage: Eukaryota; Fungi; Ascomycota; Eurotiomycetes; Eurotiales; Aspergillaceae
Exons: 1
Coding region: 1-1491 (496 amino acids)
Biological process (GO): regulation of DNA-templated transcription
Molecular function (GO): DNA-binding transcription factor activity
Source: RefSeq, a predicted model, not a curated record
AUGUCGUCCACCUUGACUGGCCCUUCCCCAGACGAUGCACAUCCAGCCGAGGACCACGGUACGUUUGGUAGAAAGCGGCCUCGCUCACACGAUGACUCUGCAUCUUCCGAUGGACCGGACCCUGUGCGUCACCGGCCUCUUUCCUGGCAACCAUCAGCUCCUGUGGAACCUUCCGUGAAAUCUACUCAGCUUCGUUCCAUCGGCGUUGAGUCGAUUCUGAACCCACCGUCAAAAGCAGCAGUCGUUGCAGCAGAACCCGGUCGCGAAGGAUUGGGGUCCCAGGUGCCGACUACUUCAUCGUCACCAUCCCAUGCACGACUGCCCUCCUCCCCAUCAGUCCAUCUUCCCUCUCCCUCUGUUCACCCAGCAAAACGUCUCUCUGCAUCUCCCGCUAUGAAACACCAUCAGGCUAUUGCCCCUGCUUCUCCUUCUGCGCGUUUUGUUCCAACGGGAGGCGGCUACGCCCAGAGACUGGGUGUUUCACAGUCUCCUCUGGCUCACCCAUCUCGUCUAGCCUCUUAUUCAGCAGCUCCAGGCUCUCCCCUAUCCGUUGAUCCAUUCCCUGGGCAGUCAGUAUCGACAUCCACGCAUCCUGCCCCGGCUCCAGUCUCCAUGCAUUCGACUCCAACUUUCCACAGCCGUCGGACAAGCGCCAACCCCACACCUGCUCCCAGCUCUCAGGAAACAAGCCCUACAACCCCCGUCUCUGCUUACAGUCAGCUCGGGCGGUCAUCUCCAGCAGUAUCUGCUGCGCCAAUGCAGCAAACUACACCCUCUUUCCUCAAUGCAACCGCGUACGGAUCCAGUGAGCCCGCCACUCGCUUGCCUUCAGUAAUGGCGGGACCAAGAUCUACGGGUGAAGAAGCGGCUACUGCGGGAGCCCCGCCAGAGAAUCCUCCUUAUCCUGGCAUGAUUCCUUGCAUUCUAGACCUGAAAUCAGGGUCUUCUAGUCAGGCAGAGAAACGGAAGGCGAACAGCGAUGCAUCGAGGAGGUUCCGGAAUCGGAAGAGAAACGAAAUGCAGCUGGAGCAAAAGAUUGCCGGGCAACUGGAAGAGAUCCAGAAGAAAACUGAAGAGUUGAAAAGGCGGGACGAUCAAAUCCGAUCUCUGAUGCAGGAACGAGAUUUCUAUCGCUCUGAGAGGGAUUUCUUCCGUGAACACGUCUCCCGCUUAGUGCCUACAGGUCAGCUUCCGGCCAGGCCAGCAUCCCCACUUACCCUACGACCGCCCUUCGAGUCCACCGCCUCUGAGCGCGAGGCCACAUGGCAUGCCUCCGAGGCCAGAAAAAUGGUCGAGAACACUUCUGGAAGUGGAAAGCUGGCCCCAGCGCCAUCUCACCUGAUGGCCGGUUCGUCAACCAGGCCGCCCGUGACGUGGUCGACCGCUCCGACUUCGUAUCCGGCAGCCCACGUUGAGCGAAGUAUGCUGCCCGACGAACAGCAAGCAAGAUCAUUGCCUCAGUUCCCUGGACAAUGGGCGCGAAACUCCUAA